Molecule: messenger RNA, 773 nt
Organism: Theobroma umbraticum
Lineage: Eukaryota; Viridiplantae; Streptophyta; Magnoliopsida; Malvales; Malvaceae
Biological process (GO): regulation of systemic acquired resistance
Source: RefSeq, a predicted model, not a curated record
UUGAAACUAGAUGUGGGCAGAAAGAACAGAGAGAAACUUGUGUACGCUGUUUCAGGCCUACUGCCACCAGGGAUUUGACAAAAACCAAAAAGAAAGUUUGGAGCUUGCUCUGCAUUUUUUCCCUCUCUCUUCUUUUCUUUUCACAUGGCAACCGAGAAGAGAAGUCAUGUUUGGAAUGGCGAAGACGAGGAGCAAGAGGAUGAUCAGAAGAUGGAGCGGUUCUUUGCCCUGAUUAGGAAUUUUCGGGAGGCGAGUAAUAGGAGAAAAGAUGAGCUCAGACAAAGGGAGGAGAUCACCAAGAAGAAGAAGCAAAACAAGAUAAGGAAGUUAGAUACGGACGAGCAAUCGAGUUGGGUUCCAACUUUUGAAUUGGCAGAUUUUACUGAGGAGAUUGAGUUCAGAAGGUCACCUAUCAUCUUUCCAAGCCCAUACAACAAGAAAGAAGACAAGAAAAAACAAGAAGAUGAUGGUUUAGAUCUCAAGCUCACCCUUUAGUUAGCUUGAGUUUUGCCUGCUCAAAAGAAUGUUGAUUACUCUUAAAGUUACUUUUGGAUCAGGUUUCAAUCAUGUAUUUAUUAUGUUCUUUAUGAUCAAUGUUCAAUAUUACUACUGGUUAUAUAUAUAUAUUGAGUUCGAAGUUGCCGAUGACCGCAGUUUGCUCAUCGAAAAGAGGCUUCUGUUCUGAAAAUAAAUCUGGUAUUCGAUCUCAUUAAUUAACAAAGUGGGAAAGAAAAUGAAAGAAGUGGGUUGCGUCAAAGCGUCCACUUGUUUGA